GAUUGAUUUGAGACUUUGUGCAGCACUUCGCGAGCGGGGUGGCCACAGUACGAGUAUCUCAUAUCCAUUUUGCUCACCCUAGCUCCCGAAUCGUUGCAGUGUGAUCGCUGCAGUUAGAUACUAUCUACAAUUCCGGUUUUUUUGAGUGGCGAGGGCGAAGAUUUGGUCCGCUGAAGUGGUUUGUGGAGCGUUGUGAACUACACGGGAGGUCGUUGCGCAGCAGUUUGAUGAUCAUUUUGGGGCGCGGAGGGUUUCGUUGUGGCCCUCAGGUGAUGUGCUGUGCAGCAGUACGGUGGUGACAAAAUUGAAAGUUUUGAGUUAGGGAUUUAGACAGGAGUUUCAAGCAUGGCGGAAGUUCAAGAGGCGCCGCAGGCGCCGCACAGUAUUGUACCGCCGGGAAUGGCUGCAGAGGAGGACAAGCCACGAAUCCAGUUGAAUAUCGACUGGAGUAACGUGGAUUUGGACUCCAUUAUGUUGCCCCCCGGAGAUGAUAUGGGCAUCAAGAGUGAUGACGAAGAGGAGGAGGAGGAAACCUUAGAAACUGACACAGGUUUUGGCAAUGUUAUCGUUGUUGAUAACUUGCCGGUCGUAGCUUCUGAGAAGUACGAAAAGCUUGAGGGUGUCAUUCGCAAGAUUUUUGGACAAAUUGGUGCUAUCACUCCCAAUGGACUCAUGAUGCCACGGGAUGAGUCUGGCAAGACCAAAGGUUUUGCUUUCAUCGAGUAUAGUACUCCCCAGGAGGCACAGACAGCUCGUGAGCAGACUAAUGGCUACAAGCUUGACAGGUCGCACGUCUUUGUCGUGAACAUGUUUGACGACUAUGAUAAGUACAUGAAAGUGCCUGAUGAGUGGAAUCCCCCGGAAAUCAAGCCGUACACUCCUGGAGAAAAUCUCGUUGCCUGGCUCACAGAUGAUCGUGGUCGGGACCAGUUUGUUAUUCGUUUUGGAUCUGAGACGGAGGUCUACUGGAACAAUGCAAGUCAGGGGAAGCCUGACCCAGUGUAUCACCGCACCUUCUGGACAGAGAGCUUUGUGCAAUGGUCACCUUUGGGAACCUAUCUGGCAACUAUUCACAGGCAGGGUGCUGCAGUAUGGGGUGGCGAGAAGUCCUUCAAUCGUCUCAUGCGUUACAUCCAUCCCCAGGUGAAAUUGAUUGAUUUCUCUCCAGGAGAAAAAUUCAUGGUAACAUACAGCAGUCAUGAACCCAGCAACCCAAGGGACACUCAGAGGGUUACCUUGAUGGUUUUUGAUGUUCGAAGUGGCAAGAUCCUCCGUGAGUUCAAAGGCAGUGCAGAUGACUUUGCCACUGGUGGUACCGGUGGUAUUGCUGGUGUUUCAUGGCCUGUGUUUCGGUGGGCUGGUGGGCGUGAAGACAAGUACUUCGCUCGAAUUGGUAAAAACGCUAUUAGUGUGUACGAGACUGAGACGAUGGGCCUGUUGGAUAAAAAAUCAUUGAAGGUGGAGAAUGUGGUCGAUUUCUGUUGGUCACCAACCGACCCACUGUUGUCCCUCUUCGUUCCUGAAGGUGGUGGUGGCAACCAGCCUGCCAGGGUUAGCUUGGUGUCCAUUCCUAGCAGAGAGGAAUUGCGACAGAAGAACCUCUUCAGCGUCAGUGACUGCAAGAUGUAUUGGCAAAGCAAUGGCGAGUACUUGGCUGUGAAGGUCGACCGCUACACUAAGACCAAGAAGAGUACCUACACUGGUUUUGAGCUUUUCCGUGUGAAGGAACGUGAUAUUCCUAUCGAGGUUCUUGAACUUGAGAACAAGAACGACAAGAUUAUCGCUUUUGCAUGGGAGCCGAAGGGUCAUCGUUUCGCUAUCAUCCAUGGCGAUGGGCCUCGACCCGACAUUUCUUUCUACUCUAUGAAGGGACGCGUGACUAAGCUCACUACCCUGAAGGGAAGACAAGCGAAUGCUCUGUACUGGUCCCCACUUGGGCGGUUCAUCAUUCUUGCUGGCCUAAAGGCCUACAAUGGUCAGCUUGAGUUCUACAAUGUGGAUGACCUGGAGACAAUGGCGACAGCUGAGCACUUUAUGGCCACGGAUGUCGACUGGGAUCCUACUGGCAGGUUCUGUUCAACUUCAGUGACAUCUGUUCACCAGAUGGAGAACGGUUUCAAUAUAUGGUCAUUCCAAGGAAAGCUGUUGUACCGUCUGCCAAGGGACAGAUUUUUCCAGUUCUUGUGGCGCCCAAGACCUCCCACACUUCUCACUCCUGAGGACGAAGCUGAGAUAGCCAAGAACUUGCGCAAGUACAGCAAGAAGUACGAGGCUGACGAUCUCGCAAGAUCUCUGGAGGGCACCGAGAGGGAUACUGAGAAUCGCCGCAAGCUUGUGGACGAGUGGAAAUCCUGGGUCGCCCAAUGGAAAGCAGCACAAGAGGAGGAGAAAGAGGAUCGCCUCAUCCUUCGUGACGGUGUACCGAGUGACACAGAGGAAGACUACGAAGCGGAAGAAGUGGAAGUAGAAGAGAUCAUCAACAUUGAAGAGGAAGUUAUUGCAUUCGGAUUCGACAAUCAGGACUGAUUUUGCAUAGAAUUGCAGCCUGGUCACAGGUUUUUGUAGCUCAGUUUGUUCAAUUUGCUCCAACCGCAUCUUACUUUGAAACGCUGAAGAUGUGGACAAAGCAAGCUACGUUAACAUCUUUACAGAUUCGCUAGCUAUUUUAGAUGGUAGAUUCUUUGUUCGUGUGUAGUUCAGAAAGGGCUUUCUUCUUUGUUAUGUACUAUGCCAUCCGUGAAUGAAACAAUGAAGGUUUUUGCCUUAAACCUUCGAUGUUCCCAAAU
Physcomitrium patens is the source of this 2786-nucleotide messenger RNA. Its product is annotated as eukaryotic translation initiation factor 3 subunit B. NCBI's taxonomy places the organism in Eukaryota, Viridiplantae, Streptophyta, Bryopsida, Funariales, Funariaceae. The record is from RefSeq and is a predicted model, not a curated record. Gene Ontology annotation, cellular component: eukaryotic translation initiation factor 3 complex. Gene Ontology annotation, biological process: translational initiation. Gene Ontology annotation, molecular function: RNA binding; translation initiation factor activity; translation initiation factor binding.